This is a messenger RNA of Choloepus didactylus (southern two-toed sloth), 10569 nucleotides long. It is a transcript of the gene BOD1L1, whose product is annotated as biorientation of chromosomes in cell division 1 like 1. The record is from RefSeq and is a predicted model, not a curated record. The transcript has 27 exons. Bases 136 to 9399 code for a protein of 3087 amino acids. Lineage: Eukaryota; Metazoa; Chordata; Mammalia; Pilosa; Megalonychidae.
UUCACUUCCGGGGUUACUCUGGGUCCGCUGGUUCCGUAACAACAUCCCGUUGGCUUCCUUCAGGCGGCGGGAGAAGUGCAGCCGCCGCCUCCCGGGAGCGCUCGCUCGCCCGCGCCCUCUCCGGCCCAGGCUGUCAUGGCUACCAACCCGCAGCCGCAGCCUCCUCCUCCGGCGCCGCCGCCUCCCCCUCCGCAGCCGCAGCCACCGCCGCCGCCUCCGGGCCCCGGGGCUGGCCCGGGCGCGGGCGGGGCAGGCGGCGCGGGAGCCAGCGCCGGGGACCCGCAGCUCGUGGCCAUGAUCGUGAACCACCUCAAGAGCCAGGGGCUCUUCGACCAGUUCCGUAGGGACUGCCUAGCCGACGUGGACACCAAGCCUGCCUAUCAAAAUCUGAGACAACGUGUUGACAACUUUGUUGCGAACCACUUAGCAACUCAUACAUGGAGUCCACAUCUCAAUAAGAACCAGUUAAGAAACAAUAUUAGACAACAAGUCCUCAAGUCAGGAAUGUUGGAGUCUGGUAUUGAUCGAAUUAUUUCUCAGGUUGUGGAUCCAAAGAUCAACCACACAUUCAGACCUCAGGUGGAGAAGGCUGUGCAUGAAUUUUUGGCCACACUAAAUCACAAAGAAGAAGCAAGUGGCAGCACAACUCCCGAUGCUGAGAAACCUGACUCUUCCCUCAUUACACCAGGUAUCCCUGCUCCUGGGCCCAGUGCUAAUGUUGCUAAUGAUGCCAUGUCAAUCUUGGAAACUAUAACUUCUCUUAACCAAGAAGCCAGUGCUGCCAGAGCUUCAACAGAAACAUCAAAUGCCAAGACCAGUGAGCGAGUAUCAAAAAAACUCCCAUCUCAACCAAGCACUGAUGCUAGUACUGAAAAAGAGAGAACUUCAGAAGACAUGGCUGAUAAAGAAAAAUCUGUACCUGACUCUGUAGGAGAAGGACUGGAAACAGCCCCUAAAUCCGAAGAAUCCAGUGACCUCUCUUGUCCAGUUGAAGAAACUAAAAAUCACACAAAAGAGAAUACUGGUUUAAUUCUGCUAAAUAAGGAAGUUCAACAAGAAAACAGUGACCAAAAAAAUAAACCAACAGACAAAGCAGAAAAGAAACCAGACAGCAAUGAAAAAGGAGAAAGAAAGAAAGAAAAGAAAGAAAAGAUUGAAAAGAAAAUUGACCACUCAAAAAGGAGUGAAGAUGUACAAAAAGUAAAAGAUGAAAAACAAGCAAAGGAAAAAGAAGAGAGUGCAAAACUUCUUUCAGAAAAGAACAGUAAUAAAACUAAAACCAUUGAAGGGACGAAAGAAGAUUCCUCUUUGAUAGAUUCUGAUGUGGAUGGACUCACAGACAUCACAGUUAGCUCUGUCCAUACCAGUGACCUUUCAUCUUUUGAAGAAGAUACCGAGGAGGAAGUUGUAAUGUCUGAUAGCACAGAAGAAGGAGAGAUUACAUCAGAUGAUGAAGAGAACAAGCAGAAUAAAACAAAAACCCCAACCAGUGAUCCUAGUGAAGGAAAAGCAAAGAGUGUACGGCAUGCUUAUGUCCACAAACCAUUUCUUUAUUCCAAGUACUAUAGUGAUUCUGAUGAUGAACUUACUGUAGAACAACGGCGACAGUCUAUUGCUAAAGCAAAAGAGGAAAGGCUUUUAAGAAGGCAAAUUAAUAGAGAGAAACUUGAAGAAAAGCGAAAACAGAAAGCAGAAAAGACAAAAUCUUCAAAACCCAAGAGUCAAGGCAAAAAUAGUAUGGACUUAGAAGAAUCAUCUGCAAAGAGCUUAGAACAUAAAGCCCCCAGAAUUAAAGAAGUCCUUAAAGAACGGAAAGUUUUAGAGAAAAAAGUCGCCUUAAGCAGAAAAAGAAAAAAAGAUUCAAGGAAUGUUGAAGAGAAUUCUAAAAAGAAACAGCAACCUGAAGAAGAUUCCAAAGAAACUCCUAAAACAAGUGAGCAUUGUGAAAAGGAGAAGGUGUCUUCUUCAAAGGAACUGAAACAUGUUCAUGCAAAAAGUGAGCCAAGUAAACUUGCCCGGAGACUUUCAGAGUCCUUGCAUUCAGUUGAUGAAAACAAGAGUGAAUCAAAAAUAGAAAGAGAACAUAAAAGAAGGACAUCUACCCCUGUGGUGGUGGAAGGAACACAGGAAGAGACUGACACGAGAGAUGGAAAAAGGCAAGUGGAACGCUCAGAAGUUGGUACAGAGGAAUCACAGAAACAGAAGAAUAUGCUUAAAAAUGAAAAGCAUCUAAAGAAAGAUGAAUCUGAAAUAUCACAUUUGAAAAUCCUACCUAAGAAAGAGGUGAAAUCUUCCAAGGAGAAGCCUGAAAAAGAGAAAACUCUGUCGGAAGACAAAUUGUCUACAAAACAUAAAUCUAAAGGUGACAGUAUCCAUAAAACAGGUGAUGAAACUGAGCUUCACCCUUCUGAGAAAAGUGUAAAAGCAGAUGAAAAUACUCAAAAGCAAAGUCAACAAACAAAGCUUUCUUCAGAUGAUAAAGCUGAUCGUAAAAGUAAACAUAGGAAUGAAAGGAAAUUAUCAAUUUUAGGCAAAGAUGGAAAACCAGUUUCUGAAUAUAUUAUAAAAACAGAUGAAAAUGCUCGUAAAGAAAACAACAAAAAAGAAAGACACAUGUCAGUCGAAAAACCUAAAGCAGAGUACAAAUCAAGAAGAUCAAGUGAUUCUAAAAUUCAGAAAGAUUCUCUGAGUUCCAAACAAUAUGGUAUCACAUUACAGAGAAGAAGUGAAAGUUAUUCAGAAGAUAGGUGUGAUAUGGACUCAACUAAUGAUAGUAAUUUAAAACCGGAAGAGGGUAUCCACAAGGAGAAGCGAAGAACAAAGAGUUUAUUAGAAGAGAAACUUGUGCUAAAGUCUAAAUCAAAAAGUCAGGUCAAACAGUUAAAAGUGGUUGAAACAGAAUUACAGGAAAGUGUCACAAAACAGGCAGUCACUCCAAAAUCUGAUAAGGAGAAGAACGUGGAAGAAAGUGACUCAGAUAAACAGCGAAAGUCUAAACUUGAAGACAAACCUGUUGAAGAAACUGGUGUUGAACCUGUGUUAGAGAACACUUCUUCUUCAGCACAUAAUGCACAGAAAGAGUCUAGUCAUAGAGCUAAGUUAUUUUUAGCAAAGGAGAAGUAUAAGGGUGAUAAAGAUUCCAGUUCCUCCAGACUUGAAAGGAAGUUAUCAGAUGGGCACAAAAGCAGAAGCUUAAAGCAUAGUAGCAAGGACGUGAAAAAGAAGGAAGAAAAUAAAUCAGACGACAAGGAUGGUAAAGACAUUGACAGCAAUCAUGAAAAGGCCAAGGGGAAUAGUUUAGUCAUGGAAAAGAAAUUAAGUAGGAGGUUGUGUGAAAAUCGAAGAGGAAGCUUAUCACAGGAGAUGACCAAAGGAGAAGAAAAAUUAGCAGCCAACACUUUGGACUCUCCCAGCAUUUCCUCCCUUCAAAGACCAAAAAAAAGUGGCGAUACCUCAAUGAUUCCUGAACAAGAGCCAAUGGAAAUGGAUUCUGAGCCAGCCAUUGAAAAUGUAUCUGAUGUAUCUAAAACCCAAGACAGCAGCAAUAGUAGUUCUCAGCGAGAUAUUGACUCUGGAAAUUUUACAAAACAAAGAACUUCUACAGUUCUAAAGGAUGAAUUAAGGACUUCCACAGUAGAUUCAAGAACAGUAGUUCCAACCUGUAAAACAGGACGUGGUACAGUUGGUAAUUCUGAAAAACAUACUGACCAUAAAAGCACCUUGAGCAAGAAAGCUCAUAUCCAAAGUGCUGGGCCCAAACCAAAUCCUGGGGAGAAAGAAUCCAUUCAACCAGGAACUCAAGAAAUGAAUGUAGACUCUGAAACUUGCCAUAGAAUGUUACCUAGUGCCUCAUCAGAAAAUGAUAGAAUACAAAAGAAUUUGAAAAACACACCCAAACCCACUGAAGAACAUGUUGCUCAUGGAGACGUUGCUCUUAAACAUUCCACAGAUUUAGACCCCUCACUGUCCUUAAGUUCAGUGACUUUUGGGCCUCAGAAAGAAUCUCAUGAUUCAGGUGUAGUUGCUUUAGUUGGCAAAGGAACUGGUUUAGAAGGUGGCAUAGCCAGCACCUCACUGGUGGAUCACUCUGAUGUCACUAAUCAAAGUUUGAUUGUUGGAGAAUUGGAAGUCCCUAGAACAAGUGACCACAAAAAAGAAGGUGAACAUUCUACAGUAGAUGCACCAACAAAACCAAGCACGGAUAGUAUAAAAUACAUUCCAGAAGGUUAUCAGGCCACUUUAUCACACAGUAAAGAAAAAGUAAACAUACCUCAUGGUAGCGAGUCAACGGACGUGGUUGUAGACAAUGAGAAUAUUGACAAAAAAGUUGGCUCCGUGAACACAGCCAAGAAAGAAAAUGAUUUAAGUACAGAGCACAGUUUAAAGCAAAAAAAUAGAGCCACAGUCGAUGAUGGCAAAAAGGAUGGCGUUGCUGUUGAUCAUGUGGUAGGCAUAAGUACAGAAAAAGAUGCUGAAACUGUUGAACUUACAGAAAAAAUAAACAUAAGUAGAAGCCCACAUGAAAUUGAAAAUGUGUCGCUUGAUGUUGAAGGAAGGAAUGAAAACAGUGAGGUUGACACCAGCGCCAGGGGUGAUGAUGCAUCCUCUGUUUUAUACCGAAAGAAUGAAAAACCUGAGAAUGUGACGGCUGGGUCUGACAGAGCAGGAAAGACUUGCAUUGCCACUAGUACCGAAGGGAAGGACAAAGCUGAUACCUUAAACUCAGUGAAGGCAGGCGAUUCCAUAACUACUUCUUCAGAAACAGGAGAGGGUGAGGUGGCUUUGCCUUGCACAAGCAUUGAGGCAGAUGAAGGCUUCAUUACAGGUGCAUGCUCCAGAAAUAAUCCACUUCAUGUUGGGGCAGAAGCCAGUGAAUGCACUGUUUUUGCUGCAGCUGAAGAGAGUGGGGGUGUUGUCACAGAAGGAUUUGCCGAAAGUGAAACUGUCCUUACAAGCACCAAGGAAGGAGAAAGUGGAGAGUGUAUCACAGCUGAAUCUGAAGGAAGAACAACAGAUCCAGUGACUGUUUACACAGUUAAAAUUGAGGACAAUGUGAAUAGUGUUGGGACAGAAGAAAAAGAUGAUGCUGUAACCAGUGCAGGCUCUGAAGAGAAAUGUGACGGUUCUUCUGGUAGAGACUCAGAAAUAUUUGAAGGAACUGUUACUUUUAUUAGUGAAGUUGAAAGUGAUGGGGCGGUAACAAGUGCCGGAACAGAAAUAAGAGAUGGAUCCUUAAGCAGUGAAGAGGUAGAUGAAUUCCAGAGAAAUAUGACAAGAAUGGCUCCCAAAAAAGAAACUGAGGGUACUGUGACAUGUACAGGAGCAGAAGGAAGAAGCGAUAACUUUGUUAUCUGCUCGGUAACUGGUGCAGAGCCACAGGAGGAGCGCAUGGUUACAGGUGCAGAUAUGGUGCUGGUAGAUAAUGACACACCGCCAGGAACAAGUGCCAACCAAGAAGGAGAUGGUUCUGUUAAUGAUGGUACAGAAGGUGAGAGUGCAGUUACCAGCACAGGGAUAAUGGAAGAAGAUGGAGAGGGGCCAGCAAGUUGCACAGGUUCAGAAGAUGGCAGCGAAGGCUUUGCCAUAAGUUCUGAAUCUGAAGAAAGUGGAGAGAGUGCAAUGGACAGCACAGUAGCCAAAGAUGUCAUUAAUGUACCAUUAGUUGCGGCUGGUCCUUGUGAUGAUGAAGGCAUUGUGACCAGCACAGGUGCAAAAGAAGAGGAUGAUGAAGGUGAGGGUGUCGUGACUAGCACUGGAAGAGGAAAUGAAAUUGGGCAUGCUUCAACUUGCACAGGGAGAGAAGAAGAAAGUGAAGGAGCACUGAUUUGUGAAAGUGCAGAAGAAGGGGACAGUCAGAUUGGUACUGCAGUAGAGCAUGUGGAAGCUGAGGCAGGAACGGCCCUCCUAAAUGUACAUGAAAAUAAUGUAGAUAGCCUAAGUGGUGCCAAGAAUGCAACAAAAGAUACAGAAAUCUGCUCAAGUGCCAAAGGCAUUGUAGAAAGCAGCGUGACCAGUGCAGUGUCAGGAAAGGACAAAGUGGCACCAGUUCCUGAAGGAUGUGAGGGUCCCAUGACUAGUGCAGCUUCAGAUCAGAGUGACAGGAAAGAAAAAGUUGAAGAUACCAGGAUUUCCACUGGCAUGGUGGGAGGCAGUUGUGAGAUUCUUGUAUCUGGUGCAAUCCCCAAAUGUGAAGUUGAUCACACAUCACCAAGCGAUAAAGAUGAGGUGAUCAUCACCUCUGUAGAAAAUGAAGAGUGUGAUGGGCUCAUGGCUAGUACAGCCAGUGAUGAUAUUACUGACCAGAAUAGUUCAGCCGGAGGGAGAAGUAAAGGUAAAGGCUCAGUGAUUUCCACCAGUACGACAGAUGAUUACACCACUCCAUUAAACAUGACUGUAGACAUGGAAGGUCAUUCAAGUGCUCUGAGAACUGAGGAAAAUAUGGAAGGCACUGGAGUAAACCUGGAAGAAUUUGAGGCCCCCAUGCCCAGUGCAGUUUCAGGAGAUGAAAGCCAACUCACUGCUACUAGAAAUGAAGAAAAAGAUGAGUGCGCCAUGAUUUCCACAAGCAUAGGGGAAGAGUUUGAAGUGCCUAUUUCCAGUGCAGCAGCCAUCAAAUGUGCUGAGGGCCAGCGGCCAGUUGCAGUAGUUGAAGAAAGCGUGAAAGGUGCGAUCUUGGUAAGCACUGGCAACUUUGAGGUGCCUAUGCCCAGCGCACCCACGGAUGUUGAAAGUCCUCUUGCCUCAACCAGCAAAGAAGAGAAAGAUGAAUGCGCCCUCAUUUCCACAAGCAUAGCAGAAGAAUGUGAGGCUUCUGUUUCUGGUGUAGUUGUGGAAAGUGGAAAUGAGCGGUCUCAUAUAGCCAUGGAAGAAAAGGAUGGGAGUGCUCUCAUCACCACAAGCUCAGUAGAAGACUGCGAAGGCCCAGUGUCCAGUGCAGUACCUGAGGAGAAAGUCCAUCACUCCGUCACACCAGAAGAGAUAAGUGACACCGCCAUGAUUUCCACAAGCACUUCCGAAGGGUGUGAGGCAGCCAUGGUUAAUGCUGUUGCACAGGAUGAAGAUCAGGUCACUCACGCAAGAACAGAGGACUUGAGUGAUGCUGCCGUCAUCUCCACCAGCACAGCAGAAUGCAUGUUGAUUGUCGCCAGCCCAGAUAAACACAAGGCCAGUCGGCUGACCACCAACAACCCUGAAGGAAACAAUGAUGUGUCAGCAGCAGUAGCUGCAAAGGUGAGCAAGUGUGGCAUCCCCAUGCCUGGCCUACUUGCUGAGAAUAACUGUCAGCGUCCCGGGCCAUUCACAGGAGGAAAAGCAGUGGGUCCCACAAUCACUGAAAGCACCAAGGAAGAGCACAAGAGUGCACAAGGCCACAUGCUGUCUGCAGGCAGCAGCCAACCAAGUGCCAGGUGUGCAGAAGAGACAGACAGACCUGGAAAGGACUGUUCUGGCAAGGCACUGUGUGCAGAAGGAGGACGAAAUCAGAGUGUUUUGAGCCUCAUUAAUACAGAAGAGAGUGGAUUGUUGAGCUCUGUUCAGAGGGAAGAUAAAAGCCUUGAGGCAGGGACAACAGGAAGUUGUUCCCCAGGGAGGGGCUUAGAGAUAAGCACUAACUCACCCAUCAGUCAGAGAAGGCCAGAAGAAACAUCUGGGCAGAUGACUGAGGUCCCCUCUGUCAGUAUUAGCUGCUCGGCAGCAGUAAAUAGCGGUGCUGCAAAAGCUGGUGACAUGCCAGAUGCCAAAGAUGCUGCUUCAAAGCAUUCGUCUCUUCUUCCUGAACAACAGAGGUCUACAGACAACUUGAAAACUACCACAACUGAAUGUAUUAAUGGCCAAGAGUCAGAAAUUCCUUCUAACAUUACACUCCUUCCAGCUGCCAAUGACAUGCUUCUUAAAGCUGCUAAAUGUGAGCAGGACUUGGCCAUAAAGAGUGGUCAGGGUGGCAAAGGGGCUGUUAAAGCUACAGCUGAAAAAGUAGGAGAUAGUGACAUGACAAAACCACUCCAGGAAGAAGGGGACUGUGAGGUCACUGUUUCUUCUGAAGAAAAUUUGCACAACAUAGGCAAUGAAGAGUCUCCACCAAAUGUUUUGGGAGAAUUGGAACCGAAAGCCAACUUGAAAACUGAGACAUUUGUGUCUUCCGAGGAAGAGAAAAAUCAUGAAAUUCUAGCACCAACAGAAAGUCCCUGUUGUGGAAAAUUGAGUGGAAUAGUUGAACUACAGAAGGAUCCUUCUUUGGUGAAUGAAUCACUAAAUGUCAAAAAUUUGGGCUCAAGAAUAAGCAAAUCUUCUGACAAAGAAGAGAUUUCCAGUAGUAAAAAAGAUAACAGAGAAGCUGUAAGAAGCCACAGUGUUGAAGCAAAUCCUAAAGAGGUUGAAAUUUCAGUUCAAGAAGAAGAAAGGCAUAUGCCUAAAAGGAAAAAAAGGAAGCAUCACCCCUCUUCAGAAGAUGAACUGGAUGAUAAUCCAGAUGCCCUGGAUUCCAGAACAGGAACAGCACAGAGGCAGUGGCCAGAAGCAGAGACACAAGAUACAAAGGAAGAGAGCUCUGGAGAUUUGGAGGAGCUAUCAAAAACGAGUUCUAAAACAAACAGCAGUGUUUCUAAGGCCAUGGAAGAAAAAGAUGAAUAUAGCAGCAGUGAAGCUACUGGCGAAAAGACAGAGCAAAAUGAAGAUGACAGCACAAAGUCUCAGGAGGAAGACCAGCCCAUAAUUAUUAAAAGGAAAAGAGGAAGGCCUCGUAAAUACCCCAUAGAAACAUUAUUAAAAGCAAAAGAGGACUCCAAAACAGAUACUGGCGCUGCCACUGUAAGUAAGUCUCCACUUAGCAGCAAACUGAAAGUUACACAAACAGAUGAGUCCACUAAAGAAACAGCUAACCUACAAGAAAGAAGCAUAAGCAAUGACGAUGGUGAAGAAAAGUCAGUAACAAACGUGCGUCGGAGAGGAAGAAAGCCCAAGCGUUCACUCAAUCUGUCAGAUGAUGCCGAGUCCUCAGAGUCAGAAAGAAAACGUCAGAAAUCAAUUUCUGAUGCAACUGAGGACAAGAAGGACCAGGAGUCUGAGGAGGAAGAGGAGGAGGAGGAAGAGGAGGAGCCCUCAGGAGCAACCACAAGAUCCUCCACCAGAUCAGAGGCCCAGAGAAAACAGCAUAGCGAGCCACCUGCACGUGCAACAUCCAAACUUGGCAGCCCAGAAACAGUUUCUCCUAGAAAUCGCCAAAAAUUAGCAAAAGAGAAGUUGUCCACCAGCGAAAAAGUUAGUAAAUCUCCCCCAUUAGGAAGAUCAAAGACACAGCUCUCCCCAUCUACCAAGCGCAAGAGAGAAGCCAGCCCUCCUGGGGCACGAACAAGAGGCCAGCAGCGAGUGGAGGAAGCCCCUACGAAGAAGGCGAAGCGGUAAUCCUGACACUGAUGAAUCCGGCUUGUCAGAGAGGAGCCUCGGUGGCCAUAGGCCUUUGUUUUGUUUUGUUUUGUUUUGUUUUGUUUUGUUUUUAAACCAGGAAAAGAGUAUGCAUGUGUUGUAAGUUCUUAGGUGCAAGCUUUUUCUUGUUAUGUUUUAAACAGCUUUAUAAACGAUUGUUCAUAGAAGAUAUUAUGUACAUUUAUUUCAGAUAAAAGAAAAUAAGUUUACUUUGUAUCUGAACUCAAAACAAAGUAGUUGUAUAUUUUAACAUUCAAAAUUGGGAUUUCCCAAUGUGGCACAUCACUAAUGCAAACCCUUCCAGUCCAUCAGACACCAACCAGGCUGCCUUCUGGUAAUCUGUGUACAGUAUAUAAACAUGUAAAAAUAGGUUGUAUUUUACUCUAUGUAUGAUGCUAAUCAAUGAACACUUUAUUUAUUUUACAGAGAAAACUUAUCUGUGAACUUUACUAUAUAUCUGUUUAUUUUAUUUUAUUAUUUUUUUUUAAUAAAAAAAGGUUUUAAAUGCUAUGCAGUCAGGAGUAGAACAUUUUUGAGGACUCUGCCUGCCCUAUAACUAUCUGACUAUAAUCUGGCAGGAAAUACAGAAUCCUCUCGCAUGUAUCCUAGUAAAGUAGUUUAGCUAAAGAAAGGUCUCCAUUGCUUUUCUGGUCAUAAUUGUGACUCUUUUUUAAGAAUGUAACUGUUUUUAGAUUGUAAUCACAUCUGUGACUUUGCUACCAGCCCCACUGGCGUAAGUGGUUUUGGUUCAGGUAAAGUCCCCUCCCGACACCUGCCGCAGAAACCCCCGGUCCUCCGCGCUCUUCCGAGGCUUCUACCAAUAUUCUUUCCUUGUUAUCUUUUUCAGUGAUGAGAAAUGCAUUGAAGAAUAGGUCACUCCUAUGUGUUGAGCUUAAGGAUUUUAUGUUGUUUUAUACACAAUUAUUUCAUGAUAGAAACUGGCUUUAUUGCCAGAUUCUUUUUUAAACAUGUUUUAACUCCCAUAUGAGCAAACUGUCCAACUUAAGUUUUUCAUAAGAUUAAACUUUUCUUGAGAUCAAAUUUGUCUCAAUAAUGUGAUGAGUUGCCAAAUAAUUGAGAUUGUUUUAAAAUAUUUUGUUCUUAUUCUUGUUUUAUAAUUGAAAUUUACAUUAAAUGUGUGUGAUUUUU